Molecule: messenger RNA, 1200 nt
Organism: Diversispora eburnea
Lineage: Eukaryota; Fungi; Glomeromycota; Glomeromycetes; Diversisporales; Diversisporaceae
Source: the annotation of a GenBank genome assembly
AUGAAUUCUGAAAUUUAUUAUCCAGUUUGCCCUAGUCCAAAGAACUCUAAAUAUCCUACAGAUUCGCCAAAUAAUCCUUUUGGACCUUUAGCAGUUGAAAAGGAUAGAAUUAAUAAUAAAAAAAGGCCACAACCUCUUACAAAAAGUGAACGAGAAUCUAAAGAUACACUUGUUUUUCUUGCCUUAGGGACGCAAUUUAUAUUUAAAAUGCCCUCUGACGAAGAACCCUUAUCCACUUCUGUGAAACUUCUAUGGCCAAUUCCAGCUGAAAAUGAUAAUAAAAAUGAUGGAAAUGAAGAAAAUGAAUAUAAUGUAAAUAAAAAUGUUGGAAAUGAAGAAAAUGAUUAUGGUGAAGAAGAUGGAGAAAUUAGAGAAAAUGAUGAAAAUAAAGAAAAUGAUGAAAAUAAAGAAAAUGAUGAAAACAAAGAAAAUGAUGAAAAUAAAGAAAACGAAUAUAAUGAAGGAAAUGAUGAAAAUAGAUUUAAAGAAUUUGAUGAUGAUGAUGAUGACGAUGAAGAUUAUGAUGAAUUCUAUUAUUCAUCGUCAUAUGGAGAAUGGUCAGACAGUGAAUCUAAUUCAGGAAAAUAUUCAGAUGAAACGGAUGAAACGGAAAUUGCUUAUGAGAAUGGAUCUGUUUAUAGUGUAUUAAAACAAGAAAAUGGGACAAUAGUGCCAGUUCAUGAUAUUCAUGAUGAAUCAGAAAAUCCUUUUUUAAGUACAAAAAUCAAGAAAAAGAAGGAACCAGUAACGAAAAAUGAUUUAUUUCAAGUUUUCCGAGGGAGAAGAUAUUCUUUACCAUCAGAUAUUUAUGAUUAUUAUCCUGAAGAUCAUGGAGAAGAAUAUAAAAUUUCUGAUAUUAAACCGAGGAAUCUUUUACCUCUUUUACUUUCAGAAGUUCCAAUUUCAUCACCUAAAUCAUCAUCUAAAUCACCACCUAAAUUAUCAUCUAAAUCAUCAUCUAAAUCAUCAUCUAAAUCAUCAUCUAAAUCAUCAAAAUUAGUUAUAAACAAAGAAUUUGGUAGUAAUGAUAAUGAAAAUUUAUUAGAAAUAAUAGAUGCAGAGGAAAAUUCUGAAAAUUCAGAAGAUUCGUCCACACUCGAAUCAGAUCAAUCACAAAGUAAAUGCAUCACAGGUUUUAAACGAUGUCAUCCAAAUUCAAGUCAAACAAUUCCUAAAAAGAGGUCUAGACAUAAAACUUAA